AUGCGCACUAGAAGGGAUAAAAAUAGCAUCGAAUUCUGUCGGUGGGUGGAAGUGAAAAAUGGCUCGUCUGAGCCGAAUAGUAAGAAGAUGUUUGCACGCCGAAAGUUUGAAGUUGGUGAUGCCAUCACGUUUUUGUGCAAGGAUGAAGAACACUGCGGAUUCCCCGUCCUCGGAGGUUUUCACGCCAGGAUCGUCUCCAUGUUAGCCGAAUCGAAUACAUAUUUGACAAGUAAUGGCACUCUCAGAUGUUCGAAACCCAUUCUGAAAGGCGAGGAGAUAACGCGGUUCGAUGGCAACAGCGAAAGAGACGAAAUUCUGGAAUCCGUUGAUAUGAUUGUUGUUCGCUUUGAUACAAUGAAAGUCGGGCGAGUUGGUUGUGUGAAUCGGUCGCACCCAGGGAUUUUGGUCUGUUAUCCGAACGGAAGUAAGGAGCUUGAGUGCAAUAAUCAUCUACAGUGUUUCAGCAGCACCCGACUUUUCCCGUCUGCCGUACUUGGGAAAACUGGAAUUUGCGUUGGUCUUCAAUUGCAACAGCUUGGCUAUAAAACAGUGACGUGA
Molecule: messenger RNA, 558 nt
Organism: Cylindrotheca closterium
Lineage: Eukaryota; Bacillariophyta; Bacillariophyceae; Bacillariales; Bacillariaceae
Source: the annotation of a GenBank genome assembly